Molecule: messenger RNA, 1461 nt
Organism: Cutaneotrichosporon cavernicola
Lineage: Eukaryota; Fungi; Basidiomycota; Tremellomycetes; Trichosporonales; Trichosporonaceae
Exons: 2
Coding region: 1-1461 (486 amino acids)
Source: RefSeq, a predicted model, not a curated record
AUGGUGUACGAACCCGCCUCCCCUUCCUCCGCAGCGGCUAGCCUACUCGACGCUACGGUUCCCGAACCGCCCCCGUCCUACGCCGACGUUGAGGCCGAGUCCUCCGCCGCCGGCCCGUCGACGGGUGGCGAAUCGUGGCCUGCCGCCCUCACGCCCCUCUUUACUGGUCCACCGAAUGCCGAGCCCCUCAUCUCGCAUGACCGCGCUGCCGCGCUGCCCGAGAUCCCAACAGCCAAUUUCGUCGGCCGCUUCGAGACGGCCGAUCCGCGUCUGCAAAACCCCAACGCAUUGUAUGACUUCCUUCGCGCCAAGGCCCUCACGGCGCCGACAGUCAACGUCCGCGCCGCCGCUUCCCACUGGGAGACUUCUCAGCGCACGCAGCUCGUCGUAGAGCGCGGUGUGCCCCGCCAAGUUCAAGCGGGACAGCGCUUCCGCGUCACCGACUUUGACUUCACUAUCGACAUGAGCAAGGCCGUCGCGCACGAGUCCAACUCGGCCAAUAUCUCCCUCUUCACGCUACCUACCUCGAUCCCCGCCCGCCGUGGAACUAUGGGCCGCACUUUCGGCGCGUCCGUCGCGCCGUUUCCCGGCUCCCGUGCCGUGGGCCGCACCCCUUCCCGUGCAGAGAGGGCGCAGUGGGACGCGUACGCCAAGUUUCGGUACGAGCGGGGUCGCGCACCGUGGAGUGACAUUGCGGGCGACGACGAAUUCUGGGCCGGGUAUAACCGUAAUGGACAGGGGAUUGCGCUAGGAGGUCGCGAAGACGAGGAGGCUCUCCUCUCAUCUCACCAUGGCGAAAGCGAGACGGCACUGCGUGCAUGGUGCGAUGCGUACACGGCUGACCCGGGACCUCUGAAGUCGUUCAAGCUCACCAAGACCGUGUAUGGAUGGGACAUUGCGGCGCUGCGUAAAGCCAUCAUGGGCGCGAUCCACUCGACCGGCUACAUUGCCGAGGACGACCAGAGCGUUGUUGUCGACAUCACCGUCGCAGACGGCGACAUCAUUGUGCGCCCACCCAACCUCUGCUCGAAGUACUACUACGGCUGGGGAGUGGGCCACAUGAUCAUGAUGCUGCUGUUCUGGUGGGCCGUGCCCCUCAUCUGGCUCUGGCAGAGGCUAGAUCCCCGCGCCGGUGGGCCGUACGAAGUCACGGUGGCGGCGUACGGCAUGAAGGUGUACCCGCCGCUCCCGAACACGUUCAAGAAUGAGUCAGUCGGGCAGGCGCAGCACCGCCUCGCAUCGCUGUUCAAGACGCACCCCGAGAUCCCAGCCAACCCCCGCCUUCAGCGCGGGCCAAAGGGGGUGCAUUACCUCCUUGGGGAACGGGAAGGCCAGUGGUUCCGUGAGUGGGAGGAGCGGAUCCGUAUGGCAGUGCGCAUGCGCCACGUCGGCGAGCUCGAGAAUCCUCGCGUAAUCGAUGAUGGGAUGGAGGGACCUGAGCUUGAUGGGUACACCGAGUAG